Messenger RNA from Mirounga angustirostris (Northern elephant seal), 5272 nucleotides. It is a transcript of the gene SIK3, whose product is annotated as SIK family kinase 3. Bases 16 to 1974 code for a protein of 652 amino acids. Gene Ontology annotation, cellular component: cytoplasm. The record is from RefSeq and is a predicted model, not a curated record. The transcript has 16 exons. Gene Ontology annotation, molecular function: ATP binding; protein serine/threonine kinase activity. Gene Ontology annotation, biological process: protein phosphorylation; intracellular signal transduction. NCBI's taxonomy places the organism in Eukaryota, Metazoa, Chordata, Mammalia, Carnivora, Phocidae.
UCACUGCACGACAAGAUGGCGGCGGCGGCGGCGAGCGGAGCUGGCGGGGCUGCCGGGGCCGGAGCGGGGGGAGCCGGGCCGGCGGGCCGCCUGCUGCCUCCGCCCGCCCCGGGGCCCCCGGCCGCCCCCGCUGCCGUGCCCCCGGCGGCUGGCCCGCCGCGUCCCCCGGCCCCGGCCUCCCGCGGGCCGGUGCCUGCCCGCAUCGGCUACUACGAGAUCGACCGCACCAUCGGCAAGGGCAACUUCGCUGUGGUCAAGCGGGCCACGCACCUCGUCACCAAGGCCAAGGUUGCUAUCAAGAUCAUAGACAAGACCCAGCUGGAUGAAGAAAACUUGAAGAAGAUUUUCCGGGAAGUUCAAAUUAUGAAAAUGCUUUGCCAUCCCCACAUCAUCAGGCUCUACCAGGUUAUGGAGACAGAACGGAUGAUUUAUCUGGUGACAGAAUAUGCUAGUGGAGGGGAAAUAUUUGACCACCUGGUGGCCCAUGGCAGAAUGGCCGAGAAGGAGGCCCGUCGGAAGUUCAAACAGAUUGUGGCAGCCGUCUAUUUUUGUCACUGUCGGAACAUUGUUCAUCGUGAUCUAAAAGCUGAAAAUUUGCUUCUGGAUGCCAAUCUGAAUAUUAAAAUAGCAGAUUUUGGCUUCAGUAACCUGUUCACUCCUGGGCAGCUGCUGAAGACCUGGUGCGGCAGCCCUCCCUACGCUGCACCUGAGCUCUUUGAGGGAAAGGAGUACGACGGGCCCAAAGUGGACAUCUGGAGCCUUGGAGUCGUCCUCUAUGUGCUCGUGUGUGGGGCCCUGCCAUUUGAUGGGAGCACACUGCAGAAUCUGCGGGCCCGGGUGCUGAGUGGAAAGUUCCGCAUCCCGUUUUUUAUGUCCACAGAGUGUGAGCACCUGAUCCGCCACAUGCUGGUGUUAGACCCGAACAAGCGCCUCUCAAUGGAGCAGAUCUGCAAGCACAAGUGGAUGAAGCUGGGGGACGCGGAUCCCAACUUUGACCGGUUAAUAGCUGAAUGCCAGCAGCUGAAGGAAGAAAGACAGAUAGACCCCCUGAAUGAGGACGUCCUCUUGGCCAUGGAGGACAUGGGACUGGACAAAGAGCGGACGCUACAGUCGUUAAGAUCAGAUGCCUAUGAUCACUAUAGUGCAAUCUACAGCCUGCUGUGUGAUCGACAUAAGAGACACAAAACCCUGCGUGUUGGAGCACCUCCUAGCGUGCCCCGAACCAUGGCCUUUCAAGCACCAGUCAAUGUCCAGGCGGAGCAGGCUGGUACCACUAUGAACAUCAGCGUUCCCCAGGUGCAGCUGAUCAACCCAGAGAACCAGAUUGUGGAGCCGGACGGGACAGUGAACUUGGACAGUGAUGAGGGUGAGGAGCCCUCCCCUGAAGCACUGGUCCGCUAUUUGUCCAUGCGGAGGCACACAGUGGGCGUGGCUGACCCACGCACGGAAGUUCUGGAAGAUCUGCAGAAGCUCCUGCCUGGCUUUCCUGGAGUCAACCCGCAGGCUCCAUUCCUGCAGGUGGCCCCUAACAUGAACUUCAUGCACAACCUGUUGCCCAUGCAAAAUUUGCAACCGACUGGGCAGCUUGAGUACAAGGAGCAGUCCCUCUUACAGCCGCCCACCCUACAGCUGCUGAAUGGAAUGGGCCCCCUCGGCCGGAGGGCAUCCGAUGGAGGAGCCAACAUCCAGCUACAUGCCCAGCAGCUGCUGAAGCGCCCACGGGGACCCUCCCCACUUGUCACCAUGACACCAGCAGUGCCGGCAGUUACCCCUGUGGACGAGGAGAGCUCGGAUGGGGAGCCAGAUCAGGAAGCUGUGCAGAGGUACUUGGCAAAUAGGUCCAAAAGACAUACACUGGCCAUGACCAACCCUUCAGCUGAGAUCCCACCGGACCUACAACGGCAGCUAGGACAGCAACCUUUCCGUUCCCGGGUCUGGCCCCCUCACCUGGUACCUGAUCAGCAUCGGUGUUGACUCAUAGAUGAAAUUGAACUUGAAACCUGCGAGGAAGUGAGGUUCUCAGAGGACAGCUGGACGUGGGAGGAUCUGUAGCCUUAUCGGUAGACUUGACCGUUCAUAACCCAUCACCUUCAAAAGAAUGAGCAUAUCUUACCAUGUUACCACUGAACGGUGAGCUUGGACAUGGAGGAAGGUACAUCCCUUUGUGAAUGGUAGAGCAGAGGUACUGCAUUCUCUUGAGUGUUGUGCUCAAGAAGUCAUUCUUGCAUAUUCUGAUGGCUGAAAUCUUUUACUAGGUCUCUCUUACAUUUGUAAUUCAUCCUCUUGAAGAAAUAACAAGCUUAACCUUCUUCCUGGCCAAGAAGACUUCUUAAAACUGAAUAUCCAAGUAAGCCUGGAAGCACAGGGCUGUGACACUUGGCUAGAUUAAGAAGGUGAUUACCUUCUGUGAAUACUUUGAUGACUAAAACCCUUGGCUCUGUCCCCUCUAAAGCUGUCCCUAAGCUCGUGGGCCACACUUUCCAGGCCACCCCCAACUGCUGAGCUUAUUUUAUUUCAGUCUUGCUGGGAGGACAAUGAAAGCAGUUUUACUUGAGAAAGUUGAAAAGCAGUCAGGUUCUAAGGAAAUGAAAUUUAUAAAUGUAUUGUUACGAAAUCUCAUAACCAGCUCACACUGGCAAGCUUGACACAAUGUUUUUAUUGUGGUGAGUUACCCAUCGGGUGUCCUAUAAUCAGCAGAGACCGUGGACUCUGCGCAGACGGAGUCUGAAUUAGCGCCCUGUUGGCACUCUUGGAAGAAGGGAGAUAAGCUAUUAGAGACGACUGUGAAUAACAGUCAGAAUGGUCUGGUCGGAGUAGCAGGAAUGACGGCUCUCCAACAAAAACUCCGGCACAGAAGGACAGUAUUUUCCUAAGGAAAAUCUCUCCAGACCUACACUGUGAGGGCACUGCAAGAGAAGGGACUUGGGGUGAUGGUUGGAGAGGUGCCCUCCCACAACCCCCCCCCCCCAAAUCCCCCCCCCCCGGCUUAAAUUUUCCAUGAUUUCUCAACAACGCUGAGCUCACCACUGUUAGCCAAUAGAACCUUUAUUUCUUUUUUCUCCCUGUCUCUGUCUUCCCUGCCUCCACAGCCUGACAGUUGUUGAGACUUUGUCAGGGUCUGUUGUCCAGCCGAAGUUCCCUCGGGUAUGCUUGUUUCAUCGUCCGUGUUCCUCAGGAGACCCUCCUGUCGGGGGAAACGUGGAGAUUGGCGCCUCUCCACAGCCUCUCUCACGGGUCUUCUACCCUGUGUCCGUGUGUCUAGUGAGGAAGGCUACGUCGGCCACAGCUCCCUGUGUGUGUGGUUGCCGCCCUGCCUACAGUCACCGUCCAGGCCUUGCCUGCUGGAAAUGUGUCCACCGUCUGUGUUCGUGUGAACACUCGUGGUGGAGUGUUUCAAGGGUUUCCUGUGGCCAAGCCAGUUUGAACUGGAAUGAAUACUUGAUGAGUGGCAGACUGUGCAAGGUGGGGCAUUUAUGCAAACUCAGCCAUUCUUGGUGGGAUUCCUGUAAAAACACGGCAGCACGAGAGACUGAAGGUAGUCUGCAGAGGACAAGAGCGCCUUUGCAGGGCCAGAAAACACUGGAAAUGGGUGGCCUAGACAGAUUAUUGAGUUCCUCUCAUUUUGCAGAGGAAAUGAUUCAAGAAUAGCAUAUAUACAUCUAUUCUUCUGGGGUGUAAUUCAUGAAAUCCAACACGGAGACGGAAGAGGGCUCUGAUCAACCGUUUCGAUCCUGGAAAUGUGUAAUUUUAAAAGCUAAAAAAAAAAAAAAAAAAGCGUGAUUUUAAAAAGCGAACACAGGAUGGAUUUUAUCUAGGUGGGGAACCAAGUUCCUAUUUGAAAAGUGUAGUGGGAACAUCAGCCUGAUAUGGGGCUGUCCUGAGUUCGAACAUGAUUGCAAAUAAGAAUAAAACACAAUGGAUCCUGUGAGUGCUUCUGAAAUGAGCAACUCCAUCAGAACUCUUCCUCUGAAGUUCCUGUGCCCGACUGACCAGGGUCAGUCUCUGCACAACCCGAGCUUCUGGAAAAGUCACGAAAUACCCGGGCCUGGGAGAGCGGCUCUGAGGGGGGAGGGUGGGUUUUGUGCAGACAGGCUGAAUGAACCCCUUGCAGAACACAGCUUUCUGAGUGAAUCAGAAAUGGGUCCAUUAUCAGAAAAUAUCGAAAGCGUAAGGGUCGAAUGUUAGGAGAAAAUAGUAUCUGCUGUCUUUGCCUCCAGACCCCUGAAGUAGAAACAUAGGAAGUACGGAGGAAGUGCUCCCGAGGGCGGCUUUCGUGAUCCCCAUUUCUGGAGAGUGUCUGCCAAAACCAUGCGUCUUCUGUGUUACGCAUGUGUGUUUGUGCUCAUUUCAUCAGCGCACCACUGUGUCGAGCUUCCGGUAGAGCCUGAAACCAAAGUCAUCAUUAGCAAAGUGAGGGUAAAUGGCUUGCCCCCACGGCCACAACCCUGGACCACUCCGCACAGUCAUCAGCACCCCCCCGCCCCCCCAACCCCCCUGCCUCCCCCAACCCUCCCCGUCUGCAUUGUAUUUGAACUCGCUUGUCCACCUGCUUCCUUAGCCUUGCUCUGCUUCAGUCCAGAGUGAGUAGCUGGCAAGGGGGUACAUCAUUUCACCCAUAGUUCAGUGUGAUACCAUCUGCCCUGGACAUGAAACCCUGGCCCUUCCCAUCAGCUGCUGGAAUGCUGCCUUGGCAGUCAUUUAUCUGCUUACCUCAACCCAUAAGCAUCUCUUUCUGAUUAGGUAACGGGUCGAGGUGUUAGCGUCUAACUCUCAUGCUGUCUUCGGCAUUCCUUAUCGACAGCUUUUUCUUUCUUUCUGUAAGAUCCCGGCUCUGUUCUGACUGAGCAGUGGGAUUUUUGUCCGCACGAUUCCUCUUUCGCCAGGAGGUUGGAGGGAGGCGUGCUGCUCUGGGAAGUUAAUUUUCACAGUGGCCAACUGUAUUUGCGUUGACCAGGUACACACGCAGGAUCUUGAGGCCCGCAUUCCUUGAGAGUGUGCCGUCUCCAUCUGGGGCUCAAAAGUCCCCCCAUCCUCCCGCUUGAACCUCCACCCUCCACUUUCUAGCCCAGAACCUUUGACGUCCGAGCCAGGCCUUUGCCACAAAGCUGACCAUAGUUUCCUUCUGGUCAUUCGGAGAGUGCUGCUCAGGGAAAACUGGGUCAACCAGUGGAUUUGAGGUUUCGAGAGGCACUAGACAGACGUGAUUAUAAAAGCCAGAUCUCCUAUGCAGCUUGGCCUGAGGGCCACUGAGAAGCUCCUGUCUCUGACCUAG